This is a messenger RNA of Ostertagia ostertagi, 5142 nucleotides long. NCBI's taxonomy places the organism in Eukaryota, Metazoa, Nematoda, Chromadorea, Rhabditida, Trichostrongylidae. The record is from the annotation of a GenBank genome assembly.
AUGCAUUGUCGUCAUCUGCUUCUUCUAGCGCUAUGGGCACUGGUCCUAUCGGCCCAGGAACUGGUGCCGACCGCCACCGUGGAUGAUCUGCAAGGCGAUCUACAGAUACAGGAAUGGAUGCGAGAGCUGAGACGUGUGAAACGUGCUCCGACUCGAAAUGUCCAUCCGAUCGUAGUUGUACUGCCGGGCUUCGAUGCAGCUCUGUCAUCGCCACCGAUUCCUCCUCCUGAUGCUGGAAAAUGUAUUAUUUCUAAGGCAUCUGGCCGUGAAAUUUGCUAUCCCCAGUACGAGGAUCUUGACACGACCUGCACGGAUGUCACUGGCAGAAGUACCUCCGGACUAGUGGCCCCACCAGUCAUUCCUCAUGCCACUGUGCGUGCAAUGGCUUUCGUGCCACCGGACAACUUGCGACGUCUUAUUGUACAGUACUACAGACAGCAGGGAAAGCUCAUGCCGAAAAACGUCACGUUUUCCCCAAAGUCGUUCUUGUUUGUAAAGUAUCACUGCGAUUUCGGAUACGAGAUGGUUGAUGAGAUUGACACACUGUUCUGUCAUCAGAAGACGUGGGUAAACACCCUGCCAAUGUGCCGUGGAAAAAGGUUAAACCGAUUCCAAAGACUCUGUGCAGAUCUUUGGCUGGCUGUUCUUGCUCGUCGAUCGAUAGCAAUCAGUACUCAUGUACAUGUCCGAAAGGAGCUAAAUGCUUACGGGACCACCAAAACUUUAUGUCGAACCUCCGGUCCCUACGAGGUCCCUCCUGGAGGCAACAUCAACAUCACCUGCUCUGCUGUGGCUUACCCAUUCCCAGACAUUUUUUGGCGAGUAGAGUAUCACGUAAAAAAAUUAGGUGAUGAAAAGAUCCACCAUAUGCCAGCAAAAGCAGGAACAGUGAAGAACGAGCAGAUUCUCAUUAUCAAGAGCUAUUUAAAAAUGCCGAAAUUCACUUGCCAUGCUAAUAAUUCCGAAGGAAAAGUGGACAGGACUAUCAAAGUCAUAAUUACUGAGCCCAAUCACAGUGCGGUGAUCGAAAAUCUCAGACCUAAUACGCCGUACUUCAUUCGACUGCGAGCAAAUGAUCAGAUGGGUCCAGGAAGAUUGGGAAAUCCUGCCGUCGCUGCGCGACCUCUCGUCUUCAUUGAACAGGGUGAAGAACUUCUGGUCGGUCCACUGAAGCCGUUCGAACUCGGCUGUAAUAUCACCCGAGCGGAUCCAGUGCCAAUUGUGACUUGGCAGCAUAAAGGGCGACCGCUCAAUAACGGAGAACGAACAAUGUUCAUGAAAAUGCACAUUGGUGGAAUCAUUGAGAACACGAUAUUCGCCUGUGUGGCAGAAAACGAAGCUGGAAAGAGCACAAAGCGCAUCAACAUUACUGUGACUGGGCCCACGGCUCCUGAACGUAUCCGCUAUCAAGUGGACGGUGAUAAGGUGAACCUACAGUGGGAGCAACCCAGAAUCAUUAAUGCGCCCAUGGCUGGCUACGAUAUCCUCUACACUGACAACCCAAGUCUUCCCGAGGAGCAGUGGCAGAUUGAGCGCAUUGAUGAUCCUCUGGCUCACACAGCGACUAUCACUGGGCUCAAAGAACGUACACCAUACACGUUCCGCAUCCGCGGACGUAACAGGUUGGGCGAAGGACUUCUGAGUGGUCCUUUCAAUGCGACGACGUGGCUUGGAGGUGAGUUCUGCUCCUGUCCUCCUUGCUACACAAAUUUGCCGAAUAGAGCCAGUAACGAACCGUUGAGCAUUGAAUGCGAAGCACUUGGAGUACCCAAACCGAGAAUUAUCUGGCUUUGGAGUGGACAGUUGGUUGAAGACGGCAAGGAUGAAUUCCGAGUCUAUACAUCACACCAAUGGACGCUCAAGACCGCUCAACAAGCAAACUCAUUGCCCAAAGCACCACGAGAACUGGCCGUGAAUGCUGAAGGGUCAGACGAAACAAAGACAGAGGUGAAGAUCCUUGGACCAGGCAGUGCUCCAUUGCAUAUUCAACCUACACCGAUGCAUACCGGAUUCGAUGUUGCAUGGCAGCCACCAAAAAGGCCAAAUGGACGUAUCAAGGUACGAGCGGUAACCAUCAUUCACGCUGGCAAACCUCUAAGCAUAGGAGCAUUUUUUAGAAACUACAUCGUCUACUACACCAAGGAUCCAGAUGCACCGCUAUCAGAGUGGAAAUCGGAAACCGUUAGUGGUGACCUCAGGAACCUCACAGUGCGUGUUGACGACGAAGACACGCCGUACGUGGUGAAGGUGCAAGCAGCUACAGAUGAUGGUCCUGGAAUUAUUUCGGAAGCCUAUGAGAUGUGUGGCAGAAGGACGUCCGAUGCCAAGCGUUUCCUACAGUUGGUUGCCGAUGAACUCCACAGAAAGCGGCGAUCUCGCCCACCGCACGUGACGGUUACUCCUGCGGAUAAGAUCGUCAAAGAGCCGAGUAACGAACCGUUGAGCAUUGAAUGCGAAGCACUUGGAGUACCCAAACCGAGAAUUAUCUGGCUUUGGAGUGGGCAGUUGGUUGAAGACGGCAAGGAUGAAUUCCGAGUCUAUGAUAUCACACCAAUGGACGCUCAAGACCGCUCAACAAGCAAACUCAUUGCCCAAAGCACCACGAGAACUGGUGUGGCUACCUGCCAGGCCGUGAAUGCUGAAGGGUCAGACGAAACAAAGACAGAGGUGAAGAUCCUUGGACCAGGCAGUGCUCCAUUGCAUAUUCAACCUACACCGAUGCAUACCGGAUUCGAUGUUGCAUGGCAGCCACCAAAAAGGCCAAAUGGACGUAUCAAGAACUACAUCGUCUACUACACCAAGGAUCCAGAUGCACCGCUAUCAGAGUGGAAAUCGGAAACCGUUAGUGGUGACCUCAGUCUAAGCCAAAUGAACGCCUACGUGAAAAAUGACAUUUUUCAGGAACCCGUUCCGAUCCCUAUUCACCCGGAUCCGGCACAGGAGCACCGCUACAAUUCGAUCCAGGUCUACUCAACGACAUCAACAAAAAGGACUUUGCUGUGUCAAGCGAGAAAUCCCGACGGCACUGUGGAGGACAAGCACUUUUUCAUUGUGAACAAACCUGGCAGUCCGCCAAGGGAUGUCAACGUGAUUGUGGAUCCUGACAACAGAGUCACAGUUACAUGGGAACCGCCUAAGCAUCCUAAUGGCGACAUUACGGUAGGAAAGACUUUGUCAAGGUCCACCAUAGUAUGGGCAAGACCUCUUGAUUCGCAGCAGGUUACAAUCGCCGAAUGCGAUGCCCGUCUGAUAUCUUACCGAUUUGUUGCCGAGGCAACAACAGGACGAACACCGUCCACAUCAGCUGGUUUUGGAUCAGAAGAACGCUAUAUGGAGCCGACAUUAAGGUAUUAUAUUGAGGAGGUUUCAAGGCUUCAGUAUCUGGCAUACACCAUCUACUUCACUCCUGAUGACGGUACCGCUGACGAAGAUUACAGGAACUGGGCUCGUAUUGAAGUUCCAACAAGUGAUGAUCACGGCAACGUCAUCAUAGACAAAGACCAGUACGACAUCAAGCCUAAUACUCCAUAUAAGGUACGAAUUUCGGCCACAAAUGAUCAGUCUGAAGGUCCAGCAUCUGAGCCAACACUUUUCGAAACUGGCAGUGGAGGUAUGUGCCAGCAAAUUAAAUGCCCCCCUACAAUCACAUUGGAUCCACCGAAGAACGUGGUUUCUGUGGAGCCAAAAGGAUCGGUCAACAUUAUCUGCACAGCCACCGGACUACCACAGCCCACAGUUUAUUGGGUGUUGGAGAAUGGCGACAAAGUCGAAGGAAGGGCGCUGCAGCUCACCAACCUCAUCAAGGACACCACAGCCACAUGUCGUGCGGAGAACAGGGCAGGAAUGACACAGGAAGUCGUGCAAGUACAAGUUGCUGGCCCUGGAACCCCUCCAAAUGAAAUCGUCUUGCUUCCAAUGCCUAAUCAGGUGAUAAAUGUGGAGUGGACGACACCAGAUGAAGUGAACGGACGUAUCACAAAUUACGUCGUACACUACGGAGAAGUGCCGGAAGGUUCGAUUGACGUUAAUUCUCGAAAAUCUGCAAAUACUUCUGACUUUCUUCCGGUCUUGAUGCUUCCAACGUCUGACAUGGUCGGUUCGGAACUAGGAGAGAAUGAACCAUUAGAAUGGAAACAAGCAACAGUUGACGCCGUAGACGUCAACCACCAGCUGCCGAAUCUGGAUCCCAAGAAGACCUAUGCUGUUCGAGUGCAGGCCAUUAGCGAUCGUGGUCCGGGAGUGAUCUCAGCACCCCAGAUGAUUCGCACGCUACCACUUGCUCCUGCCAAAGUAGAAAAUCCGGAAAUCACUGUGUUCAACAAUAACUCGAUAGUGAUAGACUUCGUGCCUCCUGCAGAUCCAGACAAACCGAAGAAACAGAUUAAGGAUUUCGUCAUCCAGUAUACUUCUGAAGAUCCGCCUACUGAUGAAACGGAAUGGAAAGAACUUCGCUACACUGAUCCAGAUGAUACUGAUAAUUACACAUUAUUAUGCCAUCGCAAGCCAGAAUUCAACGUCGAUGCUCCCGACAACGUGAUUCGAGUUCCAGCUGGCACAGACUACAUAGUUACGUUUAUUAUGCCAUCGCAACCAGAAUUCAACGUCGAUGCUCCCGACAACGUGAUUCGUGUCCCAGCUGGCACAGACUACAUAGUUACGUGUAGUUCUACGGGCUUCCCUCCGCCUGACAUUCGCUGGGUGGACAGCGAAGGAAAUCAACUUUCCGAUGGUCCACAGUUGAAGUUAAUUGACGUGAGAAGAACCAUCAAAGCGAAAUGUUUGGCUGAAAACAGAGGAGGCCUCAAGGAGACCGACUUCACCGUAUUUGUGGCAGGUGAGGAACAUCAAGAUAAGAAUUACAGGGCCGGGAACUGCACCAGAAAACGUCCAGCUUCACGCGGACAAACCAGUAACCAUAUCGGUACAGUGGGAUCCUCCAUUGAUUCCGAAUGGAAAUAUUCACCUAAAUAUAUUGUCUAUUAUACACCUUUGGACGACCAGGAUCCCGCUCACCAAAUCGGUCAAGUGCAGUCGAGACCGAUCAACGAAUGGGUGACAUACCAUGACACUCCGGACACCGAUGGCACGAGGAAGGCAGAACUGAAAGAUUUUGUCGAGACCGAUACGGCUUAUGCUGUCGUA